Molecule: messenger RNA, 459 nt
Organism: Eimeria mitis
Lineage: Eukaryota; Apicomplexa; Conoidasida; Eucoccidiorida; Eimeriidae
Exons: 2
Coding region: 1-459 (152 amino acids)
Biological process (GO): vesicle-mediated transport; intracellular protein transport
Cellular component (GO): clathrin adaptor complex
Source: RefSeq, a predicted model, not a curated record
AUGGACGUAUUAUACUUUUCCGCAGUGACGGUAAACAAUUUGUUGGUGUUGCUGGAAAUCACACAACAAAGAAACGCCGCCACCAUAAAGGCAGCAAUACGCACAGAUGCAGCAGCACUUGUAAGCCACUCACUGCAGCAGCAGCAGCAGCAGCAGCAGCUGCAGCAGCAGGAGCAGCAGCAGCUGCAGCAGCAGCAGCUGCAGCAGCAGCAGCUGCAGCAGCAUCAGCUGCAGCGGCAUCAGCUGCAGCAGCAUCAGCUGCAGCGGCAUCAGCUGCAGCAGCAGCAGCAGCUGAUGCUGCUGCUGCUGCUGCUGCUGUUGCGCGAGCAGAAGCUGCAGGAGCAGAUACAGAAAGAACAGGAGCAGCGCCAGCAAAAAAGAGCAGCAGCAGAAGCAGAAACUGCAGCAGCAGCAGCAGCAGUAGCAGCAGCAGCAGCACGAGCAGAAGUUGAAGCAUAA